AUGAUUAAUAAAAUUAUAAAGUAAUUUUCUUCAUAACAUAUAAAAAAAAUUGGUGUAAUCGGCAGUGGUUAAAUGGGAACCGGAAUAGCAAUAGUUGGUAACCGUGUUUCUUAAUUAUAAGUAAAAAUAAUUGACAACAAUUUAGCUUCUUUACAAAAAAGUCGUAAAUUCACAGAGGAUUGGUGUGAUAAAGAAAUAGGUAAAAAAAGGUUAACUUCUGAAUAAAAAUUCGAUAUUUUAUCAAGAUUUUCAUAUUCUACAUAACUUGAAGAAUUACAUGAAACUGAUUUUGUAAUUGAAGCUGUAAGUGAGGACUUUUUAAUAAAGUAAAAAAUAUUUUCUACUUUGGAUAAAAUUUUACCUAAAAACACUAUAAUAGCAUCAAAUACUUCUUCUAUUUCUUUAACUAAAAUUGCCUCCACAACUAGUAGACCUGAAAAGGUUAUUGGAAUGCAUUUUAUGAACCCAGUUCCUGUUAUGAAAUUAAUUGAAGUAAUAAGAGGUUUAUAAACAUCAGAAGAAACAUUAAAUAUAACCUUAGAUUUAGCCAAAAGAAUGGAAAAAACAACAGUUUAAGCAAAAGAUUAUCCUGGUUUUAUUGCAAAUAGAUUAUUGAUGCCUUAUAUAAAUGAAGCAAUAUAUGCACUAUAUGAAGGUGUAGCUACUGUCUAAGAUAUUGAUUAAACUAUGAAACUUGGUACAAAUGUACCUAUGGGGCCUCUUACAUUAGCCGAUUUUAUCGGAUUAGAUACAUGUUUAUCUAUUAUGAAAGUUUUACAUAGUGAAUUGGGAGAUUCUAAAUAUAGACCAUGCCCACUUUUAGUAAAUUAUGUAAAUGCGGGAUAUUUAGGAAAGAAAACUGGAAGAGGAUUUUAUAAUUAUUGA
Messenger RNA from Ichthyophthirius multifiliis, 885 nucleotides. RefSeq lists its product as hypothetical. Lineage: Eukaryota; Ciliophora; Oligohymenophorea; Hymenostomatida. The transcript has 4 exons. Gene Ontology annotation, biological process: fatty acid metabolic process. Gene Ontology annotation, molecular function: NAD+ binding; oxidoreductase activity, acting on the CH-OH group of donors, NAD or NADP as acceptor. The record is from RefSeq and is a predicted model, not a curated record.